This is a messenger RNA of Cryphonectria parasitica EP155, 2637 nucleotides long. RefSeq lists its product as uncharacterized. NCBI's taxonomy places the organism in Eukaryota, Fungi, Ascomycota, Sordariomycetes, Diaporthales, Cryphonectriaceae. The record is from RefSeq and is a predicted model, not a curated record. Bases 1 to 2637 code for a protein of 878 amino acids. The transcript is spliced from 4 exons.
AUGCCGCAUCGAGAAAAACAUGCUCCGAUACAAUGCCAGCUCUUCGACUAUCACCUUCUAGACUCGUGGAGAGCCACUCAUCUUUACGAGGCUUUAUCCUACGUAUGGGGAUCUCCGAACAAAUGUCGGUCUAUUUUUACAGACGACGGGGAUCUCCGUGUCACAGAAAACCUUCAUGCUGCGCUAUCUUGGCUUCGGGAUCGCUCCUUGCCACGAGUCAUUUGGGUUGAUGCUAUUUGCAUUAAUCAGAGUGACACGGAAGAGCGAAACCGCCAAGUUCAGCUCAUGGCAAAGAUCUAUGCGAAAGCAAAUCGUGUGAUCGUUUGGCUUGAAGAGGCGACGCCGGGUCAUGGUCAAGCAGCUGGACAGGCCACAACUGAUAGCGAUCAAGCGCUCAAAAGUAUAGAAAUCGCUGCCGAAGAGCGGUCUACGUCUUCAAAUAGGGAGGCGAACCAGCAAGCCGUACAAAAGCUACUUCAACAGGGGUGGUUCCGGCGCAUCUGGGUCCUUCAGGAAGUUGCUGCAGCUCGACAUAUUGUGAUCGCAUGCCAUUCCAUGGAGAUUGAUGGAUACGCUUUUUGCGAAGGUUUAAAGGCGCUGAACAACACUUGCGGAGAUCUUGACCUACUGAGUCGGACUCGUUCGGCGAUUUAUCUUAUAAAGGGCGCAGGACUCCGGUCUAAAUACGCAACUAGUCGCUCGAACAGGUUUUCUCUUUAUAUACGCCCCCUCGGAGAACUGCUAGAUAUGUACCACAACCGUGAGGCUACGGAGCGUUUAGACAAGGUUUACGCCUUGCUCGGCAUGAGCUCUGACGAUGAUAUCCCAGCUGAUUUGUUGCCUGACUACAACAUCCAAUGGAAGGACCUCUUUCAUCGACUUGUCAAAUUUCUUGUCGGCACCCAAGCAUCUAUGGCUAAUUUACUUGGGAGAAGGGGAAGCGACACGCAUAUUACUGAAAGAAAGACAAUACGCCUCACAGGAGCUUUUGAUCAAGAAGUGAUAGCACUACUCCUCCAUCAGCGCAGUGAUGAAGUCAAGAUCACUGCUGAAGUGGUUCAAGCAGCAGCUGGAAACUUGAAGAGCAGCAGAGAAGUGAUGGCAUUGCUUCUGGAUCAGCGCAGCGAUGAAGUCAAGAUUACUGCUGAAGUGGUCCAAGCAGCAGCUGGAAAUGAGAGGAGCGGCAGAGAAGUGAUGGCAUUGCUUCUGGAUCAGCGCAGCGAUGAAGUCAAGAUUACUGCUGAAGUGGUCCAAGCAGCAGCUGGAAAUGAGGGAAGCGGCAGAGAAGUGAUAGCAUUGCUUCUGGAUCAGCGCAGCGAUGAAGUUAAGAUUACUGCUGAAGUGGUUCAAGCAGCAGCUGGAAAUUGGAGGAGCAGCAGAGAAGUGAUGGCAUUGCUUCUGGAUCAGCGCAGCGAUGAAGUUAAGAUUACUGCUGAAGUGGUUCAAGCAGCAGCUGGAAAUGGGGGGAGCGGCGAAGAAGUGAUGGCAUUGCUCUUGGAUCAGCACAGAGACAGAAUAGUCCAAGCAGCAGCUGGAAAUUGGAGGAGCAGCAGAGAAGUGAUGGCAUUGCUUCUGGAUCAGCGCAGCGAUGAGGUUAAGAUUACUGCUGAAGUGGUUCAAGCAGCAGCUGGAAAUGAGGGAAGCGGCAGAGAAGUGAUGGCAUUGCUUCUGGAUCAGCGCAGCGAUGAAGUCAAGAUUACUGCUGAAGUGGUUCAAGCAGCAGCUGGAAAUGAGGGAAGCGGCAGAGAAGUGAUGGCAUUGCUUCUGGAUCAGCGCAGCGAUGAGGUUAAGAUUACUGCUGAAGUGGUUCAAGCAGCAGCUGGAAAUUGGAGGAGCAGCAGAGAAGUGAUGGCAUUGCUUCUGGAUCAGCGCAGCGAUGAGGUCAAGAUUACUGCUGAAGUGGUCCAAGCAGCAGCUGGAAAUUGGAGGAGCGGCAGAGAAGUGAUGGCAUUGCUUCUGGAUCAGCGCAGCGAUGAGGUUAAGAUUACUGCUGAAGUGGUUCAAGCAGCAGCUGGAAAUUGGAGGAGCAGCAGAGAAGUGAUGGCAUUGCUUCUGGAUCAGCGCAGCGAUGAGGUCAAGAUUACUGCUGAAGUGGUCCAAGCAGCAGCUGGAAAUUGGAGGAGCGGCAGAGAAGUGAUGGCAUUGCUUCUGGAUCAGCGCAGCGAUGAGGUCAAGAUUACUGCUGAAGUGGUCCAAGCAGCAGCUGGAAAUUGGAGGAGCGGCAGAGAAGUGAUGGCAUUGCUUCUGGAUCAGCGCAGCGAUGAGGUUAAGAUUACUGCUGAAGUGGUUCAAGCAGCAGCUGGAAAUUGGGGGAGCGGCAGAGAAGUGAUGGCAUUGCUUCUGGAUCAGCGCAGCGAUGAAGUCAAGAUUACUGCUGAAGUGGUCCAAGCAGCAGCUGGAAAUGAGGGAAGCAGCAGAGAAGUGAUGGCAUUGCUUCUGGAUCAGCGCAGCGAUGAGGUCAAGAUUACUGCUGAAGUGGUUCAAGCAGCAGCUGGAAAUGAGGGAAGCGGCAGAGAAGUGAUGGCAUUGCUUCUGGAUCAGCGCAGCGAUGAAGUCAAGAUUACUGCUGAAGUGGUUCAAGCAGCAGCUGGAAAUGAGGGAAGCGGCAGAGAAGUGAUGGCAUUGCUCCAGGAUUAG